GUUCUUGCAAAUGCAUAGUGUUUUCACCUCCAUCGUAAUGAAACCCGUGAAAUUCAGUGAAAAUUUAUAAAUUUUUCGCAAAAAACAGUGAAAUUUUGUGUGAAUUAUAAUCCAAAUUUAUGCAUUAAGCAACAUCGCAAAUAACUGAGCAACCAAAAAGAUGGCUCGUCAGCUCCCAAAUCAACUGAAAAUUUCCGAAAAACUCAUUAUUCUCAAUGAUCGUGGAAUCGGUAUCCUAACACGGAUCUACAAUAUAAAGAAAGCAUGUGGCGACACCAAAUCGAAGCCCGGCUUUCUUUCUGAGAAGUCACUCGAAUCAUCAAUCAAGUUCAUAGUAAAACGGUUUCCUAAUAUAGACAUCAAAGGCCUGGCUGCUAUCACCAACAUCAAAUUGGAGAUAAUAAAAUCUCUUUCUUUGUACUAUUACACGUUUGUCGAUCUGCUGGACUUCAAGGACAAUGUAUGUGAAAUACUGACAACAAUGGAUACCUUACAGAUCCACCUCGAUAUCACUUUGAAUUUCGAGCUUUCGAAAAAUUAUCUGGAUCUUGUCACGACGUACGUGUCGCUGAUGAUACUCCUGUCGCGAGUAGAAGAUCGCAAAGCCGUGCUCGGUCUUUUCAACGCUGCAUAUGAAAUGCAGCACCAGCAGAGUGACCAAAGCUUCCCACGACUCGGACAGAUGAUCAUCGACUACGAUGCACCAGUGAAAAAGCUUGCCGAUGAGUUCAUACCCCAUCAGCGACUGCUGUCCAGUGCGAUUACAUCACUAACCAAAAUCUAUCCGAUGAGAAAUUUAAGUGCGGAAAAAUGGCGCGAAUUACAGUUGCUAAGUUUGGUUGGCACCCCGGCCACGCUGCUAAAAGCUGCCAAAACCGACACAAUGUCCUGCGAGUACGUGUCGCUGGAAACUUUAGAUCGCUGGGUAAUUUUUGGUUUGAUGUUAAACCAUCAGGUCUUGGGGCAUCAAGAGUUGAUCACUUCUAUGUGGAUUUCUGCGUUAGAUUCGAGCUGGGUGGUCGCAUUGUUCCGAGACGAGGUCAUCUACAUUCAUCAGUACAUUCAAAAUACAUUCGAGGGUAUGAAGGGCUACGGCAAGCGCAUAUCUGAAGUAAAAGAAUGCUAUAAUCAAGCUGUCCAGAAAGCGGGACUCUUGCAUCGUGAGAGAAGAAAAUUCCUGAGAACAGCUUUAAAGGAACUGGCUCUCAUUAUGACUGACCAGCCAGGACUUUUAGGGCCGAAGGCUCUCCUGAUUUUCAUUGGUUUAUGCUACGCUAGAGACGAGAUUUUAUGGCUGCUCCGGCACAACGAUAAUCCUCCAGUCGUAAAAAGCAAAGGGAAAUCAACGGAAGAUUUGGUAGAUCGGCAACUGCCGGAACUGUUGUUCCAUAUGGAAGAACUUCGUGCGUUGGUUCGAAAAUACAGCCAGGUUAUGCAACGAUACUACGUUCAGUACUUGUCCGGCUACGAUGCUAUCGAUUUGAACUUCAAGAUGCAGCAAUUGCAGGUAUGUCCCGAGGAUGAAAGCAUUAUCCUUUCCUCGCUAUAUAACACAGCUGCAUCGCUCAACGUGAAACAAGUCGAAGAAAAUGAAACUUUCGACUUCCGUGCGUUCCGACUGGACUGGUUCCGGCUGCAAACAUUCAUGAGCGCCAAAUCAGCCAUCCGCAUUGUUGACUUCCCAGAUUUGGCCCGUCUGCUAGACUCGAUGGUAUUCCACACUAAGAUGGUGGACAAUCUUGACGAGAUUCUUGUGGAAACCUCUGAUUUGUCAAUUUUCUGUUUCUACAACAAAAUGUUUGAGGAUCAAUUUCACAUGUGCUUGGAAUUUCCUGCGCAAAAUCGCUACAUAAUUGCAUUCCCGUUGAUCUGCAGUCACUUUCAGAAUUGCACCCAUGAAAUGUGUCCGGAAGAGCGUCAUCACAUCAGGGAACGCUCAUUGUCGGUGGUGAACAUGUUCUUGGACGAAAUGGCAAAGGAAGCCAAAAAUAUCAUAACCACUAUAUGCGACGAGCAGUGUAUGAUGGCCGACGCAUUGCUUCCGAAACAUUGCGCCAAAAUCCUCUCUGCCGCUGCAAGUCGAAAAAAGAAAGAUAAGAAUAAAAAACAUAUGGACGACAUCCGACGUCCAGGUGAUGAAAGUUACCGAAAAACACGGGAAGAAUUAACAACGAUGGACAAACUUCACAUGGCUCUAACCGAACUCUGUUUCGCUAUCAACUAUUGCCCUACAGUUAACGUGUGGGAAUACGCCUUCGCUCCUAGAGAAUAUCUUUGCCAGCACCUUGAAACACGCUUCUCCAGAGCUCUCGUUGGAAUGGUGAUGUACAGCCCAGACACUAUGGAAAUUGCUAAACCCUCUGAACUCUUAGCUUCCGUACGAGCCUAUAUGAAUGUGCUACAGACAGUUGAAAACUAUGUCCACAUCGACAUCACGAGAGUGUUCAACAACUGCUUACUGCAACAAACACAAGCCCAAGAUACUCAUGGCGAAAAAACAAUUGCAGCCCAUUACAACACUUGGUAUUCAGAUGUUCUCUUGAGAAAAGUCAGUGGAGGAAACAUCGUGUUUUCAUUGAAUCAAAAAGCUUUCGUUAGCAUAACUCCAGAGGGGUGCAUUCCAUUUAAUCCUGAAGAAUUUUCUGACUUCAACGAAUUACGCGCCUUAGCCGAAUUGAUAGGUCCCUACGGAAUAAAACUGUUGAACGAAUCGCUGAUGUGGCAUAUUGCCAACCAAGUUCAGGAACUCAAACGAAUGGUUGCACUCAACAAAGAAGUUCUCAUAAUUCUGCGCAGCAACUUCGAUAAACCGGAAAUCAUGAAGGAACAAUUUAAGCGCCUCCAACAGGUGGACAAUGUGUUGCAACGAAUGACGAUUAUUGGAGUAAUUCUGAGCUUCCGCCAGCUUGCCCAAGAAGCGCUGGUAGAUGUUUUAGAUCAACGUAUCCCAUUCCUCUUAUCAUCUGUAAAAGAUUUCCAAGAGCAUGUUCCGGGUGGCGACCCGCUCAAAACCGUAUCCGAAAUGGCCUCUGCAUCAGGACUCAAGUGCAAAGUUGACCCGGCAUUAUCGAAUGCACUAAAAGCACAGAAACCGGAAAUUGACGAUGGCGAACACUUGAUAGUUUGUCUCUUGAUGGUAUUCGUAGCUGUUUCCAUUCCAAAGUUGGCCAAAAACGAGAAUUCCUUCUAUCGGGCUUCCCUCGAAGCACACACCAACAACACUCAUUGCAUGGCAGUUGCUAUUAACAAUAUCUUUGGUGCAAUGUUCACAAUCUGCGGGCAGAACGAUAUAGAAGAUAGGAUGAAGGAAUUCCUAGCCCUCGCCAGCUCAUCGCUGCUGAGGCUGGGCCAAGAAUCAGACAAGGAAGCGAUCAAGAAUCGGGAAUCGAUAUACCUUCUGCUGGACCAAAUAGUUCAAGAGUCACCAUUCCUCACGAUGGAUUUACUCGAGUCGUGCUUCCCGUAUGCGCUAAUCAGAAAUGCAUACCACGCUGUUUAUAAGCAGGAACAGUUGAUGCACUAAACUCGAAACGUCGUUAUUUGGAUGUGGUAACGAUGCAUAUGCUUUUACCCGAUUCAAACUAUUCUUACCAAAAGAAUAAGCAAAAUCUACGUAUAAUUUAAAUCUAUAUUAUGUAUCAACCAUUUAAAUAUAAAUAAUUCCAUAAAAGCUUUCGUCACUUGUCAUCACCUACGGAAUGACAUGAUUAUUUCAUAGAAACUAUGAACAUUGUAACGUUUUAGUAGCACUAAGAUUAGAAUGCUACUAUCGAAUAAUAAAUUAUAUAAAAUAUAUGAUAUUCACAGUCAUGCGGCAUGUAAAUUGUAGCGUCAUUUGUAAACGGCAAUAUUUCGUAAAAUCAUAGAAAUAAAGUAUCUAUUUCUAGAAUGCAUUUCAA
Messenger RNA from Armigeres subalbatus, 3899 nucleotides. It is a transcript of the gene Hem, whose product is annotated as membrane-associated protein Hem. The transcript has 3 exons. Lineage: Eukaryota; Metazoa; Arthropoda; Insecta; Diptera; Culicidae. Gene Ontology annotation, cellular component: SCAR complex. Bases 161 to 3523 code for a protein of 1120 amino acids. Gene Ontology annotation, biological process: cell morphogenesis; cell migration; cortical actin cytoskeleton organization. The record is from RefSeq and is a predicted model, not a curated record.